AUGGAUCAACACGUGAACCCAUUUUCAGGAUUUAACCCAAUUUCAUUAUCAUUUAGAGAUGAUGAUAAUUUAUUAAAUAAUUUCAAUCAUCAUCUUAGUACAGAAUUUGGUAAUUUGGAUGAAUUUGGAUUAGGAUCCAAUAGAAGUAAUAAUGACCAAUUCCUAAGUAGAUUUUCAAAUGUUAGUGAUAAAGUCAAUUUAAAUAAUGUUGGUAAUGGAUUUUUAGAUGAUACAAGAGUUGGUAGUAGUAGUGGUGGUGGUGGUGGUGGUAGUAGUGGUGGUAAUAGAGUAGAGAAUUAUAGUUAUGUUGGUAAUAUCACUGAUAAUGAUUCAAGAAAUCAUAGAAAUCAAUCUGUAUUAUUUGAUUCAAGAGUACCUGAUAACAAUGGUAUCAACAACAACCACCACAACAAUAAUAAUGGUAAUAAUGGUAAUAAUAAUUUUGGUGAUUCAUUUCGUAAUUCAGCAUUACAUAAACAAAAUUCUUUCAUCAGUAGUAUAAAGAAUCUACAUAAUCAAAGAUUAUCACAAGAUAGUUUCAUUAAUAAACAUUUAUCAAGAUAUCAACAAUCACCAUCACAUCAAAAUUCACAACAACCACAAUUACAACAACAAACACAAAACCAACCAAAUCAAAAUUUUCAAAAUAGUUUACCAUUCGAUAAUUUUAAUGGUGACGAUAAUAUUUUACGUGAUACAACAUUCUCAUUUAAUGUUUCAAAUCCAAACAUAGAUAUUAAUGAUGUUGAUUUCUAUGGUUCACAAAAUAAUAGAUUUAAUAAAGAUUUUAUAAAUAAUCAUAAUAAUAAUCCAAAUAUUGAUAAUAUUGGAAAUACUAGACAAAAUGGUAGUAAUCAAUUCACUGACAUUAAUGGACAAAGUGUCAUUGAUACAUCUUUAAUGUAUUCACCAGCAACAAAUUACCAAGGUGACGAUGAUGAUGAUGAUGAUGACCAUAAUAAUAAUAAUAAUAAUAUUAAUAAUGAUGGUUAUCAAAAUAGUAUUAAUAAUAAAAGUCAAAAUUAUAAUAAUAGUUAUAAUAAUUAUAGUUAUCAACAUCAAUACCAAGAACCACAUGUCGAAGUUUAUGAAGAUGACCAAUAUCUGGAUAAUAAUGAUAACGACAAUAAUCAUAAUGAUAAUAAUAAUAAUAAUAAUGGUAAUGAUAAUUAUAAAGAUGAUCAAAUGAAUCAUCAAUCUUUAAAUAAUAGUAAUCAAGCUUUCAUUCAAGAUAAUGGUGAAGCUAAAACACCUGGUACCUAUUUUCAAUAUAAAUCACCACAUAUGGGUAGAUUAUCAGGUACUGGGUCUGGUAUUGAGUUUGGCGAAACUAUAAAUGAUGAUGAUCAUUAUGAAAGAAAUAAAAAUGAAAACAAUAAUGAUAAUAAUGAAUUAAAUUUUAGUAGAAAUCAAAGUAUGAAUGACCCUACUGCUGAUAAUAAUAAUAAUAUUAUUAAUAAUAACAAUAGCAUAAAUCAAACAUUUGGAAAUAGUGGAAAUCAAAGUAUGAAUGGUGGUGGUGGUGGUGGUGGUUAUCAAAAUACUCCAAAUGGUACAACACCAAAUCACAAUAGUGGCCAUAAUCAAAGUAUGAAUGGUGGUGUUAGUGGUAGAAUGAAUAAUUAUGUAUCACCAAUUCUAACAAAUAUUAGUGGUGAUGUUAGUAAUAGAACUGGUCAAAAUGAUACAACAUUUGCUUCAAUUGGUGUUCCAAAUGAUCCUUCUCAUGUUGGUUAUACACCUACAAGAGGUAAUUUAGAUUAUGAUACUUAUCAAAGAUUAAAAGAAAGAUAUUUAAAUCCAAAACAACAACAACAACAACCAUCACAACCACAACUACAACCACAACUACAACACCAACAUCAACAACCUCAACAAUCAAAACAACAACCUCAACCAUCACAAAUUCAACCUAAAUCACCAAAAAUUAAAAAUAAUUCAUUCUUAAUAUCUUCAUUAAUAAAUAAUUCUCAAUAUCAACAAAAAAUGCAACAACAAGAACAAGAACAAGAACAACCAAAUAGACCAAAAACACCACAACACCAACAACAACAACGUCCAAGAACACCCCAACAACAGCAACAACAACAACAACACAUUGAAGACAUUAAUGAAGAAAAUUAUGACGAUGGCAUAAUUAAAUAUCCAAUGGUAGUAAUUGAAAAGAGAAUAGAUUUAGGAAAAUGUGAAUUAGAGUGGAUUUUAAGUAGAGAUAUAAUUGUAACAAAUCCACAUUCAAAACCUGUAACAUUAUCAAAUAUUAAUAUUUUUGGAUUAGAUAAAGAUGCUUUUAGAAUAAUAGUUUCUGAUAAAACCAAUAAUAACAAUAAUACACCAUCGAAUAAUGGUCUCAAACAAGGUGAAUUGGCACCAUUUCCACCAAUAAUUAUAAUUCAACCAUUAUCACAUAUAUUCUUAAAGGUUGAAUAUAUACCAAAUGUUGAUAAUUUACCAAAACCAGAAUCAAAUGGUAUACAUUAUGCAAAUUUAGUAUUGACCUGUAGUGGAACAGUUCCAUUGAAUUUAAAUGAUAGUGAGACUGAAGAUGAAUUUAGAAUUCAAUAUAUACCACAAAGUGGUGUUUACAAUCUAUCCAUCCCAAUCAAUGCAACACCAACUGCUGAUAUUUUAAAUCAUGAAGAUUUAUUUUAUAGUUAUAAUAAUUGGGAUAUGGGUGAAUGUAAUUCUAAUGAUACUUUAACUUCAAAUCUUUCUUUAAAAUCUCAAAAUGGUCAAAAAUUAACAUAUGAAAUAAAUGGUGAAGGAUUUUCAUUUGAAAAAUUAUCAAAUGAUCAAAUCUCUCUUAAAUUCAAUUUACCAGAAAAACAAAUUUAUAAUGCGAAUGCAACCAUUAUUGAUCAAUUAACUGGUCAAAAGAAAUUAAUUAAAUUAUCGGCAACUAUUACUAAUAAUCAUCAUAAUAAUAAUAAUAUUGAUAAUAACAAUAAUAAUUCUAAAACACCAACCUCACAAAAACCAUUAAUAAUUGAUCCAUCACCAACACAAUCACCAUCAACAUUAUUAUCACAACAACAAAAACUUGAAAAAAUUGAAAAAUCAAAAUCAUUUACACCAAAAUUCAUAUUGAAAAAGGAAAAACUAAAUGAUGAUAGUAGUAGUAUUGGUAGUAGUAGUGAUGAUAAUGAUAAUGAAGAUUAUGAAAAUAUUGAUAAUAAUAGUAGAGUACCAUUAAGUAUUUCAAAUUAUGUUUUAGAGAAUGGUAUUAAAUUAGUAUAUGAAGAAAGAAAGAAAAUCUAUCCAAUUGAAACUUUAUCAAUGUAUUGUAAUUUUAAUAGUUAUAAUAAAAUUAAUAAUAAUAAUAAUGAAUUAAUUGAUAUUGAAUGCAUUUCAACACAACCAGAUGUAUUUUCAAUUAGUCCAUCAAUAUUUUCAGUUGAACCAAAUUCAAUGAUACCAUUACAAAUUAAGUAUCAACCAAAUAAUAAUAUUCAAUUACAACGUGCAGCAAUUAUAAUUUCAACACCAUCAAUAACAAAGGAAAAGAUUAAAAUCGAUGUUAUUGGUAUAACCGUACCAUUAGAUUCAACUUUAUAUAUGCCAUCAUCACCACCUUCUCCAACUUAUCAGUCAAAGAGAUUUAAUAAUAUACGUAAAGAUAAUUACUAUCAGGAUAGUAAUAAACUUUUACCAUCAACUAAAAUCAUCUCUGACGAUCAAGAUAAUUUAAAUAAUAUCAAUAAUUCAAGUGUUAUUUUUCAUAACGAUGACGAUGAUGAUGAUAAUAAUAAUAAUUUACCACCAUCACUUUAUUGUAAUAGAAAAGUGGUUAAUUUUGGUGGUGUUAAAUUAGGUGAUACAAAGAGUGUACUUAUAACAUUAACUAGUACAUUACCACAUGCAUUACAUUUGAAUGCAACAUUUAAACAAAAUGAUCAUAGUGGUAGUAGUAGUAGUAAUAAUAGUCAUUCAUUCUUUAGUAUUGGUAAUGGUGAACAAUUAUUAAUUAGUCCACAUUCAAAGACUGAAGUAGAGAUAAUUUAUACACCACUUUCAAUAUCACCACAUGGUAGUGUAGUUGUUUUCUCAUCAUUGAAUAAACAACUAUCAUUCUCAAUACCGGUUCUUGGUUAUGGUGGUUCCGCUAAAAUGGAAGUUGCUUCUUCUGCUCGUAAUUUAGAUUCAAUUGAUAAUACAAGUGGUUCAAACAACAAUAAUAAUAAUAAUAUUGUAUUAUAUGUUAAUAAGCAAAGUACUGAUGGUAAAUCUGUUUAUUGUAAAUUUACAGUUAAAAAUACAGGUCAACGUUCAGGUUUUGUUAGAGCUAUUUCAUUUUAUCCAAAUUCAAAAUCAACUAUUAAACCAGAUCGUGUUUCAAUUGGUGUUGGUGAACAAGUUGAUUUCCGUUUAGAAAUUCAUCCAAAUAGCAGCAGUGGUGGCGGUAGUAUCAAUAAUUUAUUAUCACAAUUAAAUGGAUCAUUAAUGAAUUCAACAAUAUCACCAGGUAAAGUUAAAUUAUAUUUUGGUGAUGAAAUUUCACGUCAAAGAAAGAUUAGAUCAGUUCAUAAUAGAUUGGAAAAUCUUAAAACUGAUUCAAUGGAUUCAACAAGUAAAGAGGUUUCAUUUGAUGAUGAAUUCUUAUUUGAUUUCAAAUUUAAAGAAGAAGAAAUUCAAGAUAUUCAAUUUAAAGAAACUUUUAUCAAUGAAAAUUCUCAACAAAUUAAUGAUUCAAAUAGUCAAAAUCAUAAUUUCGAUUUAGAUGAUUAUGAUGAUGUUGAAUUAUUCUUUAAUAAUUUAUCAAGUAUUAAAAUAACUCCAAUAAUUGGUAAUCCACCAACAAAACAAAAUAAUAAUAUUAAUAAUAAUAAUAAUAAUAAUAAUAAUAAAAUGAAUAAUAAUAAUAAUAAUAAUAAUAAUAAUAAUAAUAAUAAUAAUAAUGAUAUUUUUAGUAAUUUACCACCAUCUACUAAAAAAACAACUACAUCAACAACAACAACAACAACAACAGCAACACCAAUUAAUGGAAGAGAAUUUGAACUUUCAGAAAUGGAUUUAAACAAUACACCAUUUAAAGCGACAAUCAAUUUACCAUUUCCAACAAAUUCGGUUUUAAAUGCAAACACCACUUCAUUUAAUGCAGCAACCACCAACAUUCCUCCUACAACAUCAGCUUCGAAUAAUACAAACUUAAAAUCAAUUUUAAAAAAACCUCAACCUUCAGUUUAUAACAAUACAAAUAAUAAUAAUAAUAAUAAUGAAAAUAAUUUAUUCAAUACAUUUGAAAAUACAUUAAGAUUUAACCCAACUGUUACUACAACUACAGAUGGUAUAAAAAAGAGUGAAGAAGUUAGACAUUACCAUAUUCAUCAAUUUGAACCUGACCAACAACCACCACCACAACAACAAAGAAAGCAACAACAACAACAACAACAACCACCACAACAACAACAACCCAAACAACAUACAAAUGGAAUUUUAUUCUUUUAUGAUAAUAAAAUAACAUUUGGUAUUGUUCAAAUUGGACAAUCUUCAACAAACAAAGUAUCAAUAUCAAAUGCCUCAAAUGCAACUUUAAAUGUUAGAUUAAGUUUACCAUCACCAUCACCAUUCAUAUUGAAUCAUCAUACCAUAACAUUAAAUCCAAAGACUACAACCAAAGUCCCAAUCAUUUUCAAACCAAAAGAAAUUGGAACUUUCUCUCAAUCACUUAAAGUGGAAUCAAUUCCAAAAACUUUAAAUGAUCCAAUAUUAUCUGAUACUUGUGAAUUAAUUAGUGAAAGUAAAUCAAUUCCUUUUUAA
This is a messenger RNA of Dictyostelium discoideum AX4, 5757 nucleotides long. RefSeq lists its product as hypothetical. The coding region runs from base 1 to 5757 and encodes 1918 amino acids. Gene Ontology annotation, biological process: centrosome-templated microtubule nucleation; protein localization to centrosome; centrosome duplication. The transcript has 3 exons. The record is from RefSeq and is a predicted model, not a curated record. NCBI's taxonomy places the organism in Eukaryota, Evosea, Eumycetozoa, Dictyosteliales, Dictyosteliaceae.